Molecule: messenger RNA, 885 nt
Organism: Chlorocebus sabaeus (green monkey)
Lineage: Eukaryota; Metazoa; Chordata; Mammalia; Primates; Cercopithecidae
Source: RefSeq, a predicted model, not a curated record
AUGGCUUGGACAGAUGAAGGAGGUCAGAUGUCCUCCCAGGCAUAUGCUGGGGCUAAACUACCUCCACGUCUGAAUUCAUCUCGUGGAAGCCUCACUUCCCCUCAGCUGAUGCUCUUCCUGCUGUUCCUGCUGAUGCUGCUGUUCACACUGCUGGGCAACCUGCUCAUCUGUGGCCCCGUCUGGAGCCAGCGAAGCCUCCACACGCCCAUGUACCUCUUCCUGUGCGCCCUCUCUCAAGUCUCCGAGAUCCUUACCGUGGCACUUCAUCCCGGCAUGCGCGACCUGCUGUCCGCGCAGCGCUCAAAGCCCGCCUUCCGCUGUGCCAGUCAGAUGUUCUUCUCCUUCAGCGGCUUCACCUCUGUCCUGCUCACCGUCAUGGGCUACGACCGCUACGGCAUCUGCCGCCCCCUGCGCUACAAGUGUCGCGAGCCCGCGAGGCCAUGCCUGAUGGGCUGCUCCUGGGCUGGCGCUCCGUCAUGGGGCCUGAUGGUGACCCAGCCUUUCCACCUCACCUUCUGUAGACCUGGUGGAAUCCACCAUUUCUUCUGCCACGUACCACCUCUGGCGAGAGUUGGCCUGUGGGCACGAUGUGUAAUUGAAAUUUACAUUGGCCAAGCGUGGGCUCUAGUGUGUAUCACGAAAGCCCUGCUGGGCUGUUUUCUCCUCAUCCUCCUCCUGUCACCCUUCAUCGUGGCCGCCAUCUUGAAAGAUCCCUUCUGCUGAAGGCAGAACAAGGCCUUCUCCACCUCGCUGCCUCUCACCUCAUAGGGUGUGGUUGUGCACUAUGGCUUUGCCUCUGUGAUUCUGAAGCCCAAAGGUCCUCAGUCUCUGGAAGGUGACACCUUGAUGGGCAUCACCUACAGGUCCUGCCUUAGUUCCUCCUGA